Molecule: messenger RNA, 1017 nt
Organism: Aspergillus thermomutatus
Lineage: Eukaryota; Fungi; Ascomycota; Eurotiomycetes; Eurotiales; Aspergillaceae
Product: flavin monoamine oxidase family protein
Exons: 3
Coding region: 1-1017 (338 amino acids)
Molecular function (GO): oxidoreductase activity
Source: RefSeq, a predicted model, not a curated record
AUGACCUCCAGAGACGGAUACCAGUGGACACCCAAAACCGGCCUCGUCCAGGGCGUGCCCUCCAUCGGGGUCAUCUCCCCUUGCUCAAACAUCAAAGACAGCAACCGGACUUGGGACGUCAUCGUCGUAGGAGCCGGGUACUGCGGUCUAACCGCAGCCCGCGAUGCCGCAAUUGCCGGUCUGAACGUCCUGCUGAUCGAGGCGCGCGAUCGCAUCGGGGGUCGCUCGUGGUCGUCGAAUAUCGACGGGUAUCCGUUCGAGAUGGGCGGGACGUGGGUGCACUGGGGCCAGCCGCAUGUAUGGCGGGAGAUAUCGCGGUACCAGAUGCGGAACGAGCUCGAGUCCUCGUUUGAUUUUUCCCGCGGGGUGAACCAUUUCCAGCUGCGGACUGGGGAGGAGGAGGAGUCGAGGAUUAUGAGCCAUGCGGAGGAGGAUGCACUGCUCAUCUCCGGGCUGGAGAAGCUGGUGAAUGUGGACGGGGAGAUGGGGCGGAAGAUCAUGCCGUAUGCGCAUGAUACCUUCCACAACCCCGACGCGAGAAAGUACGAUACCAUGUCGGUGCGAGAUCGUAUCAACGAGAUCGCUGCGACGCUGGCUCCGCACGAGCGCGCGACCCUCGAGGCGUUCGUGCUGCUUUGCAGCUGCGGGACGCUGGAGACGACCAGCUUUCUCGAGUUCCUGCACUGGUGGGCGCUGUGCGGGUACACGUACAGAGGGUGUCUGGAUCUGCUCAUCACGCACAAGUUCAAAGGGGGCCAGUCGAGCUUCGCGAUCAAGUUCUUCCAGGAGGCGUUGGGGACGGGCCGGCUCUCGUACGCGUUUAACAGCCCGAUCAAGUCGGUUGUUGAUGAAGACGGAAAAGUGACUCUGACGACAAGAGAUGGCCGUUCAUUUGGCGGUAGAAGGUUGAUCUGCACCGUCCCCUUGAACGUGCUCAAUACCAUCUCCUUCCACCCGGCGCUGGACGAGAAGCGCAUCGCGGCCAUGAACACCGGCCACGUCAACCAAUGCGUCUAG